Messenger RNA from Bursaphelenchus xylophilus (pine wood nematode), 518 nucleotides. Lineage: Eukaryota; Metazoa; Nematoda; Chromadorea; Rhabditida; Aphelenchoididae. The record is from the annotation of a GenBank genome assembly.
AUGCGGCAAACGCGGGUGUUGUCUGCUUCAUUUUCCUCAGUUUUACAAAGCAAUAAGACAGGAUUCGGCCCUUAUCGUCUGCAUCGCAAAGGAACAUUUUUCGUCGGAACGGAGCCUUCUGUCUUAAAGUACCAUCAUGUAAGUUAAAUCACGUUUUCCUCUUAUUAUUUUAGAUACACGACAAGAGACCCAAUGAGCCAUAUGGUAUUCAAGGAAACAAUCAUUUGCAACCUCAGGUUGGAAAAGUGGCCGACAAGCUGCCGACUCGAGCUUUUUUGAAGAAGGACAAGGUUUACGCUUGGUGCUCAUGCGGGUAUAGCGGGAACCAGCCGUUGUGCGAUGGUUCACACAAUAACUUGAAGUUGCCCGACACCAAACUAAAGCCGGUUAGAUUCAUCCCAGAAGAAGACAUGGAGGUGUGGUUCUGUAAUUGUAAGCAGACCAAAAAUCGGCCGUUUUGCGAUGGAUCUCACAAAUUUGUAAAGGAGAAGUCUGCUACGGACGACUUGUUUAAUUAG